Messenger RNA from Phlebotomus papatasi, 4582 nucleotides. RefSeq names its product protein suppressor 2 of zeste (gene Su(z)2). The transcript has 5 exons. Gene Ontology annotation, cellular component: PRC1 complex. The record is from RefSeq and is a predicted model, not a curated record. Gene Ontology annotation, molecular function: promoter-specific chromatin binding. The coding region runs from base 184 to 4050 and encodes 1288 amino acids. Gene Ontology annotation, biological process: negative regulation of transcription by RNA polymerase II. NCBI's taxonomy places the organism in Eukaryota, Metazoa, Arthropoda, Insecta, Diptera, Psychodidae.
GUCGAGUGCUGGAUUCCGAAGAAAGCGGUGGUGCUGUGUACACAGUGUUUGUACACGAAAUUUUUGACAAGUUCAUUUGUCAGUCAAUUUUAUCUACCGACAUAGUGUUACUAUUCAUUGCAAUCUAUCUCAUUCAGUGAAGUAUUGUUGUCAUUUUGAGGCUGUCUUUCCUGAAGCAUUUCGAUGCCUCAAAAGGCAUCAAAAGCCACAAACAUUGAAAUGACGUCAACGACUGCUGUUGGCUCAAAUGUGCCACAUCCCCGGCGCAAAGUGAGGGACUUCAACAGCUUAAUCACCUGUUCAGUCUGUCAGGGAUACAUCAUAGAGGCUACCACAAUCACUGACUGUCUGCACACAUUUUGUCGUUCUUGCAUCCUCAAACACCUCGAGAGGAGCAAUUUUUGUCCCACAUGCUCUGCUAAACCUGUCACAGUGUCAAAUUUGCGUCCUGAUCGGAUUCUCAAGACACUGAUUUAUAAACUUGUCCCUGGCCUCUAUCAAUCUGAGAGUCAGAGGGUGGCGGAAUUCCAUGGGGGAGCCCUGAGCAAAUUGUCUUCCGGUAGGAGACGAUUCAGUGGCUUAGUGGGUAUUCCGUCGCCUGAGGGCAAGGAAUCUCUCGAUGAUGACAUUAAUCACAACAUAAGCAAGAAAAAUGAGUCAGAACAUGCAGAUGAUGCUGACUUCUUUCAUCCUGAAGAACCUAUCAGCUUAUCAAUGGAGUACCAUCCUGAGGUGGUGACAAGUCUCAGCAGCCAAAAAUCCUCCAUCCCGCCAAUCAGAUACCUCCAAUGCCCUGCAGCAGUCACAAUGUGGCAUCUUCAGCGCUUUAUCUCCACCAAAUUCGACCUAAAUCCCAAUACAAUGAUUGUAGAAAUCAUCUACGAAGAUGAAGUUUUGCCACGAGAUUUCAGCUUGAUGGAUGUUGCCUAUUGCUACAAUUGGAAGAGGGUGGCCCCAAUGCGAUUUUACUAUCGUAUUUUUAUGCAAACACCCGAGAAGUGUGGGACAACAGAUAAAAAUAGAAAUUAUAUGACGAAGGCGGAUGAGAAGAAGGAAGUGAAGGCUGAAAAGAUGAGUGUGGAGAAGAAGAUUGAAGACAUGAAGAAGUGCAGAGAGGCCACAAGUGGUGGAGUCAUGAAAACAUUUCUUGCCACCACUGAGACAAAGGCACGGGAUGAAUUUGAAUUUGUGGAUGAGACACCGGUGAAGAGUGAGAAUUCCCAGUACAAUUCAAUUGCACGUCGUGCAUCCACAAAUGCACCCAUACGGGAUAAUUUGCCAAAUGUGCGCAUUGAGAAGAUGAAGUUGGAAGAUGGUGUAAAAACGGUGAAGUUGACGAUGAUCAGUCCAAAGACAGAGGCAAAUUCUAAGCCCAAGUUCAAGAUUGAAUCCACACAGGUGAAUGACUUUAAGCGACUGAGGAGCAAUGAUAGUGAAUUUGGUGAUUUUAAGCCACCAAGUGGCAUCGUUCCGGACACUAAGUCAAAGGCCAAAAAUUCAGUCAACGCUCACUCGAGCGUGAAACCCUCGGUUUCAUCUAAGGAGGAAAAUGUGCGGCAUAAGAAGGGCUCAUCGGAAGCCAAGAAGAAGACUGUGGACGAUGAUAGUCCGGAUGAGUUGUCUUGCUCAAAGAGCAGCACCAAAAAAUGUUACAUUAAUAGAAACAAGAAGUCUCAUGGAGAACUCGAGAAUGGUACAAAACCCAAUUUGCCAACACUCAAAGUUGACCUGACAAAUCUCAAGACCAAGAUCUCUCUGCCAAAGGUGGACAAGAUGCCUCUGGUUCAGGCAAAGUCCCCUCCGCCACGAGAGAGAACACAUAUUGAAGAGACCAGUCCUAACAAAUAUGAAUAUGCGAAAAACAUCGGGCUACUUCCUGUUGGUGAUGUCCUAGAGGCUAAGCGACCAAAGCCCGAAGAGCCCAUUCCGCCAAUUAAGGAGAAGAAACGAAAGAAGAUGAAGCAUUCAAAGGAACCAAGUGAGAAGCGUCCAAAAAUCCAUGCUGAAAUGAUCCCUAAUGAGAAAGAACCUAUUAAACUCAAACUCAAAUUCACCAAUAGCAAACCAUCUAAGAAUGACAAGAAGACACCAAACGGAACCCAAGAGACUCCUCAAAUCUCCAUUCCAGUCCCACAGAAAACUUCUUCAAAAGAUACAGUGGCGGAGAUGAGAAAGGUUAGACACAAAUCUCACUCGUCCGUUAAUAGUGCUCUCAACAGGACGCUUUCGGAACAGUCAAUAGCGAUAUCAUCCCUUGUUCGACGAAUGAGUGUUGAAUUGCCGCAACUCCCUUACCAUAUUACCCAAAACCCAAUUAAGACUCAACCUCAGGCUCCUGCAAAAAGCCCUCCAAAGACUCCCCCGCAGAAUCCUAUCAAAGCCCCUCAAAACUCAACCAGUAGUCCACCUAAAAACCAACCAACGAGCCCUCCUCAGAUCCCUAAGCAUGUUCCACAGCAAACCACAAAACCAAGUCCACCACAGAGUCCUAAACCAAGUCAUCAGAACAAUAAAGUCAACUCAUCUCAGGUCAACUCUCAGAAUAAGCAUCAGCCUCCAAAAGCCUAUCCUGGAUUAAUGUCGCCGAAAGCUACGGAUCGCGGAACCAAGUUCGGUUUUCCAAUGGCUUCACCAACGUACAACGCUCGUCCAGCAUCGUUUCCACCAUAUCCAAUGCCGAUGCCGAGACCCCUACCUCCGCCAAAGACAGUUACAUCAACCUAUACUUCUUCAUCCAGUACAAAACCCUUGGUUAGCGUUCUGAAGAGAUCUUCAAGUUUGGAUACUUGUCCAGUAUCCACUAAGCAAGCGCGAACUGAGGAUACUUAUCCGAAGACUCAAGGUACAGCUAUACCACCACUAAAUCGUACAACUUCAUCUCCAGCUAGAGUUUCACCGCCAAAAUCCCCAGCUAGUGGAACAGGAGACAAAGUACCCUACUACACUUCAUCGAUGGGAGCAACGUACACCCAUGAGAAUAAUGUCAAGAAACCCCUACCAAUGCUUUUGCCGCCAUCGUCAAUCAGCGUUACUAAAAUGAGUGAUAAUCCGGUUUCAGUAGCGUCAAUUAUCAAUGAUAAAAGACCUGCUGUGGAGAUUGUCAGGAUCAACUCCAAUACACCGGCUAUAGAUCAACAGCAAAAAGUACCAAAUCAGAAGACAACACGACCACCCCCGGCAACAAUUCCUCUGGUAAAGAUUAAGAAAACAGCAGCUAAUGCUCCAACAAUGACUUCAAAACCUGUAUCUACAACACCAACUGUUCCAACUACGUCGCUUGCGGUCAACAACAACAAGGUUCCACCUUUAAAUAUAUCCUUAAGCAACGCUAAAGGUCAGACAAGUCAGGACAAAGUGGGAGAUAGCCCAAGUACUCCAGUUUGUGACAAUAUUGGAGCAUUGGAUCUUUCUGGAAAGUCCAGUAGAAGUCCGAGCUUGGAGAAGAGUCCUACAGCUCUUUCAGUGGAGAAAUCUUCAAUAAGUCCUAUUAAACCAAGUGUGGACAAGAAAAGUGAAGGUGAAUCUAAGGAUACCAAAGUGACAGUGGCAAAUAAGAAUUGCCAACUUCCAGUUCCCAAACUCAAUGAGAUCAGCAAAGUUCGACCUGCAACCAGUACAACUUCUCUGAUGCGUCAGCAGAACCCUUCAGUUCGGAGCAUUCCCAAUCCUUCGGCUCUGGCUUUUAGGAACCAAGUUCUACCUGUACCUACGGUUGACAGCAAAGGCUCGAAGGAUGACAAGACGACUGUUGGAUCUUCACAAGCUACCUCUGCAAGCAGCAUCUCUGCGACUACUGCUCCAUCUGUGGCAAGUGUACUGUCAUCGGAAAAGAUCAGAGAGGGCGCUGAUAGGUCAAAAGUGACAUUUUUGAGCACAAAACUCGAUUCAGUUGUCAGUACCAAGACACCAAUUGUCAGCCAUAAGCCCUCGGUAUCCAAGACAGAUACGGACAGUGUGGUAAGUACCAAGAAGAAUACCAUUGAACAGGUUGCUGCAACUCUGAGAGCUGCUGCAGGGGAUACAUCCACUAAGAUAACCAAACUCAAUUAGAGGUAAAAUUGAUAUACACAUCCCCAUAAACAAAUUAAACAUUCUAAACAAAUUCUAUACUCCCAGAGUUUCUUGAUAUUGCAAAUUAUCCCUAUUGGAUAUUAGUUGUGAAGUUAACAUCAAAUGGAAUUCUUUCUUUUUUUUGUUUUCUUUUCCAAGAGCAUGCUACAAUUUGUAGAUGAAACAAAUAUAAUAAUGAUUGUAGAUGAUAAAGUAACAUUUAAGGAAAAAACUUAGAACAAUAUUAGAAAUAUUUAUUAAAAAACAAAAACAAAAAAAUAUUGAUAUAAUCAAACACAGACCUCAGUAAUUAAGUGAAUUGUAAUGAAACUUUGCUAUCAAAUGAGAGUUUUUUGAGCACUGUAGCGCUUGGAAGAGUUGGAGGUGAAGUUUUUCAGAAAAAGAAAAAAAAUGAAAAAAAGAAGAAGUGGAGAAAGAAGUUGUACAUAAUCACUAAAUUAUUGGCUAUUGUAUUUUAAUUUGAGACAGCAAAAUGAAGAAGAAGAAGGGGACGUAAUCACGAAAAAGAAAA